Molecule: messenger RNA, 829 nt
Organism: Archocentrus centrarchus (flier cichlid)
Lineage: Eukaryota; Metazoa; Chordata; Actinopteri; Cichliformes; Cichlidae
Product: rho-related GTP-binding protein RhoV-like
Exons: 3
Coding region: 1-675 (224 amino acids)
Biological process (GO): small GTPase-mediated signal transduction
Molecular function (GO): GTPase activity; GTP binding
Source: RefSeq, a predicted model, not a curated record
AUGGCGCAGGCCUGUCAAAGAUCUGAUAAACCAGACAGAGUGAGGGAAGAACUGAGCUGCAUGCUGGUUGGUGAUGGAGCAGUGGGGAAGACCAGCAUGGUUAUCAGUUACAUCUUCAAUGGAUACAACACUGAGUACAGGCAGACAGCAUUUGAUGUUUUCACAGGUUUGGUUCAUGUUAAUGGAAUCCCAACUCCUAUUAAACUGAUAGAUACUGCGGGACAGGAGGUGUUUGGCCAUCUUCGCGCUCUGUGUUAUGCCCAUGUGGACGUCUUCAUCCUCUGCUUCAGCCUAGUCAACCCUGUCUCAUUUGACAAUAUCGCCUCCAAAUGGAUCCCGCAGAUUCGAGCCGCCAACCCGAACUCCCCCAUCGUUCUGGUUGGAACUCAGUCAGACCUUCGCCACAGCGUGGAUGUCCUUAUUCGUCUGGACCAGCAGGGCGCCGGACCAGUGCUCUUUAACAAGGCCAGACGACUCGCGAGCAGGAUCAGAGCUGACGACUAUGUGGAGUGCUCAGCUCUCACACAACACAACCUUAAAAAUGUGUUUGACUGUGCUGUAUUUGCUGCCAUUAAGCACAAGCACGGUGGUGCUAAAUACAAAAAGCUCAGCCUGCUUAAAAGUUUAAAGUCUCUUUGUGAUGGCGGAUGGAGGAAAACCUUUAGAUUCCUGUGAUAUGAAAUCCGAAGAAUACCUACCCACCAAAGUAGGUGUACAAAGUGUAGGUUAUAUAUAAGAAUGGGACACAAAACCUGCGUCCUUGUGUGAAAUGUGACAAUCUGUGUCCACAUUCCACCGACUUCACUUCUUCUCUUUAUACCUUUUGCCU